Molecule: messenger RNA, 1413 nt
Organism: Humulus lupulus (European hop)
Lineage: Eukaryota; Viridiplantae; Streptophyta; Magnoliopsida; Rosales; Cannabaceae
Product: probable proteasome inhibitor
Exons: 9
Coding region: 135-1052 (305 amino acids)
Biological process (GO): proteasome-mediated ubiquitin-dependent protein catabolic process
Molecular function (GO): proteasome binding; endopeptidase inhibitor activity
Source: RefSeq, a predicted model, not a curated record
UCCCUCACCAGUUUCCUCAAAAAGCUAUUCUCUUCCAUUCCAUUCCAUUCCAUUCCACUUCCUCGAAAACCCCUCUCGCAAGAAACUCCAUUCGAGUAACGAAGAGCUUUCCUGUUCGGAAUUUGGAACCAGUAAUGGCAACUGAUAAGUCUGUUAUAGCGGUGAUCAGGGCCUCCAGGCCAUCAUUCCGUAACGACUACGACAAGCUUGCUUUUGCUGUCCACGCCUCUUUUCUUUCUUCCGGUUUCGUUCUCACCGCUACCGGAACCCCUGCACUUUCCGAUACGACUCACUCUUCUUCCUCCUCCUCCUCCUCCGAUGAGGUGGGUAUCGAUGGCUGGAACGAUGUUGAUGGUGAGUACGCGUUUGUCUACACAAACCCUGAGAAGGGUUCUCAAAAAGUCUUGGUGAAAUGUCUUGUGAUGAACGAUAAGUUGCUUGUCGACGCUUUGGCAAAUGGGAGCUCUGAACCUGUUCAUCUCGAAAUCAAUGUUGGAGACUAUAUUGGAGAAAACGGGAAUAACAAUUAUUCCACCCAGUUCAAGAAAUUGGAUAAGCUGGUCAAUAGCCUGGACUCAGAAAUUUUCUCCAAAUUAGAUGGCUCUUCGAAAGCUAGCUCAUCCACUAAUCUUCGAAGCUCAGAUACUAGGGAAGAGGCAAGAAAUUAUGUAAAUGAACCGGGUGCUAGAGUUCCUGAAUUUUCCAGAGAUCAAAUACAUCCUUCAGGAUUUGUAUAUCCUCCUGUUUAUCCAGUUGGUGGUAGUGAUCUCUAUCCUGGCCCCGGCGCUGGAAUGUACCCACCCAGGGGUGAUUUUGGCAGCGGGAGCAUGCUUCUAGGGCCUAAUGACCCCCGUUGGUUUGGUGGAGGUGGAGAGCCUGGCUUCCCUGGUGGACUCCCGGGUGUACCUCCAGGUGCUCGUUUCGAUCCUUAUGGCCCGCCUGGUGUUCCUGGCUUCGAACCUAACCGGUUUACAAGGGGUCCGCAGAGGCCAGGGAGGGGUGGGACUCACCCGGACCUGGAACAUUUUGGUGGUGGCUCUGAUUUCAUUUAGAGAUGUCAUGAAAACUCUUUCUCAGUAUCUGUCUCUACUUUUUCCUGAGAGAAUAUAUAGCUAUAUUAUAGAACUGUAAUAAAUAGAGCAGGGUUAGUAGUAGCAGCAGCACCAGACCUUUUUGAACAUUUUGUUGUGUUUGCUCAUGGUCAUGGGGUUAAAGAUAAAAUAUAAUGCUAUUACUGUAGUUAAGCCAGAAAUCGAAUUUGCUUGAAUUGUUUUUGGCUGUUUGUAUAUGCUUCUCAUGUAAACCAAUUUUUUUUUUCUUUUUAAAAAAUUAUAUUUGGGGUGUGAGAUUAUUUUUGUUACUCAUUUCCCCUUGAGAAUGUUGUCAUUUUCUGAAUAAAUUGGAUUUUAAUUA